Temnothorax curvispinosus is the source of this 1492-nucleotide messenger RNA. RefSeq lists its product as uncharacterized. The annotation marks the transcript as partial. The transcript has 6 exons. The record is from RefSeq and is a predicted model, not a curated record. Lineage: Eukaryota; Metazoa; Arthropoda; Insecta; Hymenoptera; Formicidae.
AUGACGGCCAUGGGCGCAUAUCUUUCGCACGCGAUUCCUACUCCCGCCUCACAGCCACAUGGACCCUUAGCGGCGCUUCGUGGGACCGACCACGACGGGACCGAAGAAGAGGCGCAGCGGAAGAAGCGAGUAGAGUCGGUGGGAAUCUAUUCCAGCGGAGUUGGAACAUUGUCGAGACGUCGGUUCGCGGAGAUCUCACAGAAGGUUCGAACCAUGCGGCCGUACCUCAUCGUCAUCGUUCUGAUCUUCCUCGCGAGUACGACGCUCGCGAGAUACCAUGAAAAGACGCGUUUCGAUCGAUCUGUUCACGAGUAUGAGAUAAGAGAUGCAGAAAAUAAUCGUGAAGAGAAACAAUGGUCUUUUACUGACGAUGUAACGCAAUUCGUUGCGUACAAGAGCAGGAAGGAGAACGAUUGCUAUCUUGAAAAUAUAAAACAGGGUCAGAAUGCGUCACGUAAGAAGCGGCAAUCCAAGAUACUCUAUGCGUCGACAGCCCUCACGAAACUGGAGGCGUGGCGACUUGCUGGGGGUCGAAUCGCUGAUUUCUGCAACGGACGCAAUAUCCUUUUGUUACAAGCAACGAGACCUGUGCCGGGGCGUACUCUCGAUCCUUUCUUCAAUGAAAUCCCUGUAGAUGAAAAUGAUAUUUCGUCAAAACGCGUAGCUGACAUCGUUCUAACACCGCUAAGAGCCCGGACGAAACGACAGAUUCAACUCGAGCAACGAGAAAAAUCAAACAAAAAUGUCGAUCGAAUUCGACAACGUCGACAAACGAAUCAGUUUCGAAGGAAGUUUCGUGGACAGACGCAAUCUCAAUAUCUGAAUCUCGGUAACGAUGAAAAAAAAGAGGGCAAGGCCGAAGCCGAAGCCACUCAGCAAUCUUCGCGCGCAGUAGUUAGUGGUAGUCGCGGUAUGGGUCAAGCGCAAAGUAUGUCAUCGGGUGGCACCGGUUGCGAAGAUUGUCCUGGAUAUCCUGGAUAUGUUGGAUAUCCUGAAGGGAAACCGGAUAAGGUACAAGUUCCACCGAUAGGUACUGGAACACCUGGUAUUACGCAACCUGGAACAGGAAUCAUUCCUGGAGUCACAACUUACCCUGGCGGGCAAAUAACAUAUCCAACUGGAGUGGUACCUGGGGAAGUUAGCACCUACCCUGGAAUUCUCCCUGGAAGACCAGGGACUUAUCCUGGAGGUGUUCGUCCUGGAAUUGAGACACCAGGAGUUGACGGAACGUAUCCUGGAGGUGUCCGUCCUGGAACUGUGGCACCAGGAGCUAACGGGAGGUAUCCUGGAGGUGUACGUCCUGGAAUUGUGACACCAGGAGCUGAUGGAACGUAUCCUGGAGGUGUCCGUCCUGGAAUUGUGACACCAGGAGUUGAUGGAACUUAUCCUGGAGGUGUUCGUCCUGGAACUGUGAUACCAGGAGUUGAUGGAACGUAUCCUGGAGGUAUCCGUCCUGGAACUGUGACACCAGGAGCUGAUGGAACGUAUCCUG